UUACUCUCUCUAUAUAUGACGUCACUAAGCACAGGUCGCAACACUCCACUUUCGGUUGCAGUGAUCGCAAGAACUGUGACACAAAACCACAAGUUCAGAUACAAUAAUACUGACAGUGUGAACGUUUCAAGCAAACGCGUUACUAUGGCAGAAUCUUUGGAACAGAUGUCAAAAUCCGAUACUAUAAGGCUUCGCGAUCGUCAUAUCGGGCAAUCAUGUAAGCUAUUCUACAAGUCAAAUCCAUUAAAAAUUGUGAGGGCCCAGGGACAGUACAUGUACGAUGAAAAGGACAACCGAUACUUGGACUGCAUUAAUAAUGUUGCGCACGUCGGUCACUGCCAUCCAGACGUCGUUCGAGCCGGACAGGAACAGAUGGCUUUAUUGUCCACGAACAAUCGCUUCCUCCACGAUAAUUUGGUGAUAUGUGCGAGCCGACUGGCGUCGCUUCUACCUGAACCGCUGUCCGUUUGCUUCCUGGUGAACUCCGGGAGCGAAGCUAACGAUCUUGCUCUUCGUCUUGCUCAGACGCACACGAGGAAUAAGGAUGUUAUUACGUUGGAUCACGCUUAUCACGGGCAUUUGACAACGAUAAUCGAUAUCUCGCCGUACAAGUUCAACAAACCUAACGGCACCGGCAAAAAGGAUUGGGUGCACGUGGCUCCUUGCCCAGAUGUGUAUCGCGGAAAAUAUCGUGCCACCGAUUACGCCGACGAGGAUCUCGGUGCCAAAUAUGCUGAGGAUGUGAAACAAAUUUGCAAGGACAUCAAGUCCAAAGGACAAGGGGUUUGCGCCUACAUUGCGGAAAGUCUCGUGUCGGUCGGCGGACAGAUUCUGCCGCCACAAAAUUAUUUCCGCAAUGCAUAUAAAUAUGUACGUGAAGCCGGAGGAGUCUGCAUUGCGGAUGAGGUCCAGGUCGGUUUCGGAAGAGUCGGCACUCACAUGUGGGCGUUCCAAUUGUACGGUGAGGACGUUAUUCCAGACAUAGUCACCAUGGGCAAGCCCAUGGGCAACGGGCAUCCCGUUGCUGCGGUCGUUACAACGCCGGAAAUCGCACGCAGUUUCUGCGACACUGGAAUCGAAUAUUUCAACACGUAUGGAGGCAACCCCGUGUCCUGUGCAGUGGCAAACGCGGUGAUGAAGGUGAUAGAACGUGAAAACCUGCAGGAAAACGCCCUAAAAGUCGGCAAUCAUCUGAUCGCGGAAUUGGAGAAACUGGCGAAACGACGGAGGAUCAUCGGUGACGUGCGCGGUGCUGGACUAUUUGUGGGCAUCGAAUUAGUACGCGACAGAAUCAAGAGGAUACCAGCGACGGCGGAAGCAAAGCAUAUUGUGUCCAGGAUGAAGGAGAAAAAGAUUCUUAUCAGUAGCGAUGGACCUGAUAACAACGUGCUGAAAUUGAAGCCGCCGAUGGUUUUCAACAUCGAGAAUGUCAAUCAUUUUGUAUCUGUUCUCGAUGAAGUUCUCGAGGAAGUUGACAUUGAUUUCGAUAAGGAACCGGAAACCACCACAACUAUCAUCAAGGCAACGAUCUCGUCUAUAGAAGUCGAUAGAAGUACCGCGGUAAACGGUGGAAAUUCACUACUCGUUCGCGCUAAUUAAUAAUCUAUUUCGAAAAUAUCUAAGAAAAUGCAGCAAUUUUAUAUUAAAAGUAUUAUUAUUUUUAAGAUACAUGUUAUGCAUAUUGCUAUACAUAUUACGACAUAUUCUUGUGCAGCCUCAUUGAAAAUAAGUGUACAUAAAAAUUUAGGAUUAGUUUAAGAAGAUAAGAUGAUAUUAUUAUUAAGAUAUUAUAUAAAAUAUAUUUAAAUCAAUAUACAUUUUUA
Linepithema humile (Argentine ant) is the source of this 1823-nucleotide messenger RNA. Its product is annotated as alanine--glyoxylate aminotransferase 2-like. Gene Ontology annotation, molecular function: pyridoxal phosphate binding; transaminase activity. The record is from RefSeq and is a predicted model, not a curated record. Lineage: Eukaryota; Metazoa; Arthropoda; Insecta; Hymenoptera; Formicidae.